CUGUGAACUGUGAGCGAUAGAUGUGUCCAUGUCACACGCAAUGGAGCGCGCGGAAUAUCGCCUAAUAGACAUGCGCCCUUACGGCAAUAAGCCGAAAGAUGCGGAAGCUGUACACCCAUCACAACCUCUUCUGGAGCCUGACAAGCACCCACAAACACCACCUCUUGCUGGUCCAGAAAUAGAUGACUUGGAGGACAUUCCACCUGCAGACUCCACGCCAUACCCUGGCAUUGAUGAUGGUCUUCUGGAGCCAGACGAUAAGAAGAAUACCGAACAUGAUAAUAAUGAAGGAGACGACAAAACAGACCGCGAGGGCUCCCACCACUCGACGAAGGACGAUGGUGUCGGCACUGAAGACGGUAAAUGGCUCUACACCAGUCAAGACGAGCCCGACUAUCCUUACGAUGCAGCAAACGGUUUUGGGUAUAGAUUCGGUAUGGACGAUCGGCCCAUUUCGCCUAUGAUACCUGGGUCGAUCCCAGAUGUCAACACAUACCAACAGAAGAAAAAUCUAGCUCAAGGCAUGAUGGACUUGGCCUUAUUAUCAGCGAAUGCUAACCAACUAAGAUAUGUUCUGGAGUCUGCGUCAUCUCAUCCAUACUAUUAUCCCAGCUUGACUUUCAUCGCUCUAAGUAUUGUGUUACAGAUCGGAGUUGGCGUAGGUUUAAUAAUGAACAGUCGGUAUAAUGUAAAAGAUGAUAAAGAUAUCUGCAAAGCGGACAAGAUAAACAAUUUCACAGUUUUGGGCGUAUUUCUUGUAACAAUAGUUAAUGUGUUUAUAACAUCAUUCAGUGUGGCCUCUCCAACGGCGUCGAUACCGCAAGCGACCGUUCAACAAGCUGGAUAGACUGUAUAGACAAAGCUUAAUUCGAAUCUCGGUUUGACGUAAUUGUCAAAAAUGGCGGCAAAAUAAAGAUCUUUAAU
Colias croceus (clouded yellow) is the source of this 924-nucleotide messenger RNA. It is a transcript of the gene NijA, whose product is annotated as ninjurin-A-like. NCBI's taxonomy places the organism in Eukaryota, Metazoa, Arthropoda, Insecta, Lepidoptera, Pieridae. The transcript has 7 exons. Gene Ontology annotation, biological process: tissue regeneration; cell adhesion. Gene Ontology annotation, cellular component: membrane. The record is from RefSeq and is a predicted model, not a curated record. Bases 29 to 847 code for a protein of 272 amino acids.